Aedes albopictus (Asian tiger mosquito) is the source of this 8221-nucleotide messenger RNA. RefSeq lists its product as uncharacterized. The transcript has 11 exons. Lineage: Eukaryota; Metazoa; Arthropoda; Insecta; Diptera; Culicidae. Gene Ontology annotation, biological process: protein dephosphorylation. Gene Ontology annotation, molecular function: protein tyrosine phosphatase activity. Bases 1899 to 5984 code for a protein of 1361 amino acids. The record is from RefSeq and is a predicted model, not a curated record.
CUCAGUUCGCAGAUCGGUGGUGGCGCUCUAAAUGCUUUCAAAGUCCCGCAAACGGCAAACCCGUUUGAACUGUCUACGCGAACGGUUGUGUUUUGCGUUUGAUUGUGAAGCGCGCGAAGCUGUCGCGGCGAACUUGGUGUGUUAUUAUAUUUCGCGAAGUUCCCGUUGCCGUGGUGACUGCACGGUGAAAAACAUUUUGUCCAGUCGAGGGAACAGACUGUCGUUCAUGGUGUAGUGUCUGUAUCUGUGGUGGCACUUGAACUGUUGUUGUGAACUCAUAUAGCUUUACAGCUGUGCGACUCGCGUGUUGACGACAACUGGUGUGUGCGUUUUAGUUCAAGCAAACGAGACUGGAGGAUUGCGAAGAAUAUAAACAGAUAUUAACCAGGUAGAUCUGGCUCAGCCGCAGAUGUAUGAUGGCCAAGUUACCUGCAUGUUUGCGUGUACGGCAGAUAAGCUGAAAAGGUUGAAUCUACACGGUGUAGGUGCUUGCGUACGCGUGUGAUGUUUUGACGAAAUGUUGUGAAGUUCGUAGUUUAUAGGGCGUAUGGAAAUUGUGCAACUGUGGCCCAAGGAUAGUCUGUGGACGAGGAUAUCCUUAUACGAAGUGACCAGAGUAUUCCACAAGUAACCUUGUUUUUGGGAUCGAAGUCCCCUACCACACUACACAAAUCACGCAGAGUGCUGUGAUGAGGAAGUGAAACUUGCUGACCUAGUGUUUACGCAGUGUGCCGUCGUGAUUGACCUGUGAUCAAGUACAGGACACCUUGUGAUCGCUUCGAACAAGCGACGAACCUGAGCUCCGUUAUCAGCUCGAUCUCCAAAAAUAUUUUAGUGCUGACAAACAUACUGACAAGGGAGCAUUGCGCUACCAGGGGAAGUUCUGUGAGAAGUUAAUGACUGGCGGAUGUCGAUUGUUGACGCUUCGUAGUGUGUACACCUAAAAAAAAUAUUGACGAACCAAAUUGGGAGUUGAAAUGCAAAACAGUGUGUGACCAAAAUUGAAAAUAUUUCUGCGAUUAAUCAUUACAACAGACCAGUGUCGUAGUCUACGUUGUCGCUUGUGUCGUGUGUACCAGUGAUUCAGACCUAACACUAGUAGGUACAUAACUCAUAAAUUUGUGUCGGUUUGAUGCAGUGAAGGAAUUUUGAAAUCCAUCGUCGUCAACGUCGUCGAGGGAACGAACGAAGCAAAAAUUGACAGAAGAGAAGCCCAAAAGUGAAGGCACUUGAUUAUAUAGUGGCACUGGUAGCAAAUACAUUCACAUAAUACAUUCAACGUUCAAAAAGUGCUGCCUUUCUGGGUGAGGUUUUUCGUGCCCAUCUUCAUCUUCAUCGAACAUCAAGAGUGGAAUAACUAGGAGAAGGCAGUGUGUGUUAUUUUCGGCAGACCUAGACUUUGUGUUGUUGUUUUGCGAGGAGUUUUCUUGCUGGCCUGCUACUAAAGGAGAACUUUUGGCUGAACUUUACGCUAUUUUAAGACGCAAAAAGGUGAUUCUAACAACCACAAGGAACAACAAAUGGUUAAACACCUCCUGCUGCAGGAUAACGGUACUGUACCAGACAACUUCUCAUCAUGCUACUUAUGUACGAAAUGCCCGAUCGUGACUCGAAAUGAGAGUAACAACUUCCAUGGGUGUCAAUCAUAGAGGCAACAGCAGCUCCGAAAGCAAUUGACCGAUCCACCAGCGUCGGACGAUGUGAUACAGAAAGCAUCCCAAAGCCGAAGAAAUGAACGAAAGAGGCACCGACUGCCAGUACCGAACACCUCCAUUGAAAUAGCUCCAAAUAGCCCAGUGGCCAGUAUUUCUCUUCACCCAGCAAAACACUUCUUUCUCUUCUUACGAAGCUAUCCCAUCUACUGGGAUCUAUCCCUCAUAGGGACUCAACAUCAAACCAUGCGACGAAAUGUGCAAACAGGCGUGGCCACCCUUCGGUUAGGACCCUGUCGAAGUGGCAGCAACAGUCGAAAACGGACGUUAGCUUCAACUUUGGUUGGCUUCCUGGCCUUUGGGUUGCUCCUUGUGGUCACGCCUCCCAGGGUCCAGGGUGGUCUCAUUGUCAAACGAGAAGCGGAGGAUCCAACCACCGUUGCACCUUCAGUCGCCGAAUCUGAACUUUCCACUCCGGUGCCUACCACUCGGACCGUCGACUUCGAAACCGAUAAAGCGUCCACGCCUCGGGUUAUAGAAUAUGGAUAUGAUAACGAAAAGGAUGCAUCUUCAGAGCAAGCCACGGUGGCCGAGCUGAGACAGGUGGUGGAAACGACGGAUCCAACCGAGAUAGCACCCGCUUCGAUUACGGUGGCACCAUCGGUGGCCGCCCCAAAAGCACCUCCCACCCGACCAGAUGCCCCAACGACCGUGGUAGCUCCCACCAGGGAUGCUUCGGCGUCACCUUCUUCCACCGAGUCCGGUGAGCAGAAGAUGGCUCGCCUCCGGUUGGAGCACCAGGAAGAUACUGCGACGGAAACUCCGGUGGAACAAGUCGAAAAACACAGUGCCGAAGCGACGACAGAGAUACCGGCAAGUGAGACCACGACCAUCGUCAGUAUCGUCGAUGAUGAUGAUGAGGAAUCCGAACUCUCCGAUAUUCGACCGGUCGUAGAGGACCAACGAGAUGAUGUCGAGAUGCCACGGUUCGAUCUCAAUCGGUACACCUCCCCGUCCAACUUUUCACGAGGAGGCAUAUCGCUAGAAGAGGCUCGAAUUGAGCGGGAGCAAUUUUUCGCUGACAAAUCCGCGCCAACUACGGAAUCGCCUAACUUUUGGGAAACAACUACUACGCUAGACUCCCUAGCGGACAGUGAAGAAAGCUCAGCACAGUCGGCAAAUGAAUCUAACGAAGUGGUCGUUGUGCCGGAAGCACUGGUCGAACGAAAUCAUACCAUCGAAAGCAACAGAAGCGUGUCGGUGGAGAAGUUGGAGAUCGAGAACACUGACUACGAACUGGUGUCCAACGAGGUUCGUGGUCAGAAUCAGACUGUGCCAACGACGAAAGCGAAGAAGGGCAAGUUCUUGGAUCAGUUCGGCGCAACCGAGGAUAACGAUAUCAAUGGCGCAGCAUGGGCGUUAGCUAGUAUGAGAAUUGUAGAUCGGUCAUCUAGCAAAGCGGGAACGGUGAGUGCGGAGAGUGUGGAUGUUAUUCGCGACGAAAAUGAGAAUUCCGUUGCUAACAAUACGCUGAAACAGCUGAUGGACUGGGCUAUGAUCAUGCAGGAUGCAGACUUUGCAAACAGCUCGUUUGUUAAACCGACAAUUUCGGAGCCUGAAAUUGAGUUGAAAAAUGAACUGAAGGAUCGGCGGAAGUACGCAAAUAAGACUCCAUCCGUUUUGGAUGCUCUGAGUGAAGAGAACAGGAUAACUUCCGUUGUAACGGAAAUAACUCCGGAUAUACUCGAAGAGACGACAACUGCUAUGCCCAAUGCAAAGUUGAUAGCAGAAACAACCUCUACCACUGAAGCGGCCGACGAUGAUCUGGAAGAUUUUAAAUUUGAAGACCGAAGCAAGAUUCCUAUUGAGGCAACCAAACGGACUGAGUUGACCAACUUUAUUCAAGAGACAACUACCGCUUUCAAUGUCAAAACUGAGCAGGUUGUAACCACUGUGCGACCAACUCGUGGUUAUGAAGUCAAUGAAAACAAUGAUGAAAGCGACAGUUUUGCUCUCCCUGGAAGAACUACUACUACUGUUAGAUAUGAACUUAGCACUACAACUGAGGACAUGCCGGUGACCACUUAUUCGCCUGCAUCUCCAAUCAUUAAAAAGACUGAAGCCACAACGGAAGCAAUUCCGCUAACCACAUUUGAAUCGAUGCGUCCAACUCGAAGACCCAUAGCAAUCACCACCACCCAAGAACCGAUCACAACCAAUUCUGCCCGAACUAUCGAAGAAACCACCCCUCAGUUGACCACCACAAUGACCACAUCCACUAGCACUUUGCUUCCACCUACGAGGGAAGUACUCGCAAACUCUCUACCACGAAAUUCAGAUGAACAGACUUCGUCAGAAGUUGACCCUAACGCUAUCAACCAAACCAAUGAAGAGCUCUCAUCCAUGACCACCACUACCACCGCAGUACCCACUACGCUAUCCGUCCGAAAAUCAACCGAACCUCUCUUGACCCAGCAGUCCACCAUUCAGCCUACCCUGGUUGAAUUCCGUCCAACUGCCGGUACCACCGACAAGGUCGACCUAUCCACCGAAUCCGCCGAAGAGCCGACCAACUCCAACCAGCCGGUUCUCAUCGACGACAAGAACGUCUACAACACCGUAUCAGAAACCACUCCACCACCGAUUCCACAACCGGAACCAUCGGCCUCGCCGGAACUGGAACCCGCCGGCACCACUCGCCGAUCGUCGCUCGACCGCCAAAUGACAACCACCACCACCGAACUGUCCGAGGAGGAAUCCGUCACCGAAGAGGACUACGUCGAACUGAACAACAACAACAGCGGUUCGUCCCGGUCCCCACUUGACCAGGAUCAGACGUCCCCAUCGCAGACACCACCUCAGCAGGACGAAGAGGAGGAAGGCAGCGGCGUGGUCGUAGCCGUCGUGGCCAGCCUGGUCAGCGUGAUCGUGGUGUUGCUGUUGGUUGCGGCGUUUUUGUACUAUCCGCAAUUGCAGUUGAUCUUCCGCAAGCGACAGGCACAGGUCUCCUACGGGCAACGGUGCCGCCCGGUCGGGCUGGACGCCUACAGUCUGGACAACGUUUCGGUGUACAACAGCGUACGGCGCAAGGGUAACACCAUGCGGAUGUCCAAGCGGUCGUACGGGAAUUCGGCUUUCGAGGAUCCUGGGCUGAAGACCAAUCCGUUGACGGUGGCCGAGUUGGCCAACAUCAUUCAGAACAAGACGGCCAUCUACGACGAGUUCAAGGAGAUUCCGAACGUGACGGCCCGAGCCGAUGAGGUUCCCGAGGGAUGUGAGGAAAAGAAUCGAUACGCGAAUGUUGUGCCACUCCCGGAGACGAGAGUUCAUCUGAAGCGGAUCAACGACGACGAGAAGACUGAGUACAUCAACGCGAACUUUGUUAAGGGUCCGAAAGACAACACCAACUACUACAUAGCCUGCCAGGCACCGAUGGAGAACACUAUCAACGACUUUUGGCGCAUGAUCUGGGAACAGAACUCCAAGGUUAUCAUCAUGGCGACCGAUCUGAGCGAAAGUGGCGUCGAGAAGUGUGCCGAGUAUCUGCCACCGUCGGUCGUGCUCGACAACAACCGAACUUUCGGGGACUUCCAGCUGACGCUGAAGAACCGCGAAAACAAGGAAAAGUACACAAUCUCGACGGUACAUCUGCGCAACACGCAGACGAACACCUGGCGUGAGAUCAUGCACUUCUGGUAUCAGUGGCCUGACACCGGUGUGCCAAUCGAUGAGUCCUCGAUCAUAGCGAUGCUACUGGAGGCCCGUAGCUACUCCCGGUUGGCACCUGGAGAGCUAGCCGAGGCUCCCAACGGCAACGGAGUCCAGAACGGAGGCAGCAACAACACUACCGCCGUCAACAACACCGUCAUCACCAGCAAUGGCAUCAACGGCGGUAUAACCAGUAUUGCCGAGGAGCCCACGUCGGUCGAUACCAACGAGUCUAGUAGCGUAGCGAUAGGUAGCAAUAAUGUAGAUAAUUCCAAUAACAAUAACAACAAUCCGCUCGGUAAAGUCACCUCGGACGGGGCUCCACCGAACAGUCUGAUGAGCAACGGAGGCACCAUGGACAAACACAAAUCGCUGCAGCGAACUCAGGGACCAAUCACGGUGCACUGUUCACCGGGAACCGGACGCACCGGAACGAUCGUCGCGUGCGACGUGGCACUACGGGCGGUCGAGAUUCCACCACGGACGGUGGACAUUCCGCACAUAGUGUACUACGUCCGACGGGGACGGGCCAGUGCGGUGAGGACACGAGAACAGUACGAACUGAUCUAUCGGGUUGCCAACGUUUACGCUACCAAACUGACGGGGCCGACGAUAGAAACAUGAGAACGACUCAUUUAAAAUCAAGUAUUGUGAGUACAUUCGAACGACAACGAUGACGACGACGACGACAACGGUAGCCAGCAGUGACCGCAUCCAUGAACGGCCCCGUCUCUUCUAUUGGCGUCAUAGUAAAGAUAGCAAUAGGAAAAGUGCAAUCAUCAAUGGUCAUAGCAACUGCAGCCAAAGCAUAAUUAAUUCAUAGGAGAUACGUCUUGAACUCCAGGCAAAAUUAGCGCGUAAUUGUGCCGAAUCGAAUUCGAUUCGGCAAUACUAAUCUCUGGACUGUCGUGUGAAAAUUUCCCGAACAUUUUAGCGCUGUGACAAAUUUUUAGCAACUUCUGAUUCUUCCUAAAAAACAUCCAACAGCUACAACUUCAAACCAGUAUAAGUUUAGAGCAAUAGUCUUUUAGAACACCGAUCAGCACACCCUAAACCACCAACCACGAAAGGAGUCGAAUGGCGGGGGUUGGUCGCAUUCCAAACCAGUCUCUUUUGCCUCACGAAGGUCAAGGAUUUGAAAAUCUCGAAUCUUCAAGAGUUGCCAGAUCCUUGUCGACGUUGGGAACAUAAGCGACGUAGCGAACCAACCCGCAACUCAUAAUACUUGAUUUUAAUCUCUAGUGGGAUAGAGACUAAAAUUAUCGACAGAAAAAAAUAAUACAAAACAAAAUGGCGGAUGGCAGUGUUGCCAUUCUCUCAGCAAGAAAGCGACAAACGCAAAUGAGAAUCCUUUUGUAAAGUUUAUAGGCAAAUCUUCCCUGAAACGUAUACCUAACAAACCACGUACUACUACUACCACUAAAGCAUACUACUACUAGUAUGAUUCCCUCACGAGAUUGCACUGUUCAAUUUAGCACCCCAACAUCCUCAGAAUAGAAAAAAAAUCCUAGCAAACUCCAUUGUUAGAUAGUUUUAUAGAUGCUAUGUUUUCUGUUUAGUUAUUUAGAAGGAUUACAAACACUGAUUCGUUGUUCUCUGGCGUUUCAACAAAGCCAGGUUUUCUCCUAUUAUACAGAUUGGGACGCGAUUUCAUGAUGAUUGUGUUCAAACCUCUAUAAUGUACUGCAGAGAAUGAGACACGGACACUUUGUACCUUUUUUUUUGGUUUCUCUAAUUGGUUAGGAUAACUAUUUAGUUUAGGACGAGGCCCGAAUAGUUGAAGCAAUCAAAACUACGCCAUGCAUUAUACUUAUGAUGCUGAUAAAGUGCAAACAGGCACUUUAUCAGCCAUGUAAGAUAAGUUGAGCGAAAUUGACUGAGUUUGACUACCUCGGAACCAAACGGAAAAUUCAACGUACGGUCUGAUUCGGAAGUACGUUAAACACAUUGCAAUAUUAGCUUAAGGUGAUUAGCUACAAAACAAUACUACGUAAGAACCACAAAUCAGUAAGCAAUGCGGAAUUUGUCGAAAGAAAGCGGAAAGGAAGUGUCAUAUCGUAUGGGUUUGUUUGUUUUCGUCCGUGGUGCUACAGAACGCUAAAUGUAUUACCUAAGUACACACUAAAUUGCAAUUACGACGCUCGCUACGUUAAAUACUUGAUUAUUCGUAAAUCACCCGCAUCCACGCACUUAUUCAUACGCAUAGAACACUUGUAUAGAAAAUUGUGAUAAUUUAUAUUUAGAGAUUUCCUACCAAGUGGAUAUUUUCUUAUAAAAUGUUAGCGAAAGAGGGCAAAACAGGCUUUAGCAUCGGUUUGAGUUAAACGUAAAUCUAAACAAACGCACAUUCACGUGCAGUGUACUAUUUAUAUACUCUCAUACAAUUUAUGAAACAAAUGUUAUAAACAAACUGGACUGGACUGAGAAUCUAGAACUAGAGUUAAAACAAAAUCAGAUUUCCGGCUUUCAAGAGAAGCAGUGGCGUAAGAUUAUAAAAGCACACCAGACGCUUACCAGGAAGCUCACACGUGCACGUAUCACGUGUAAUAUCUACAUAGCCAGCCGUUGUUGAAACAGAUUUCCAAAAGUUGCAGAGCGACAUCGGCUUUAGAAGCUACCCACGAACACAUUGUUGCUCUAACACAUAUAGACAUCAACUAUUACUAUCAUAAGAAGCUAUAUACUAUAUUGAAAGUGCUCAAACUGGCUCCACCAGAGCCAGCAGAACAGGCAACAACAAAUUGAAUCAAUCAUCAAGAAUCAUCAUAUCUCAUUUUUGACAUUUGUAUUGUACUACAGACGCAGCGUAUUGAUGAUACCAAGUUGAAGUUUACAAUAAAUGAUUACUAUUGAAAAAAUAA